This is a messenger RNA of Monopterus albus (swamp eel), 1899 nucleotides long. It is a transcript of the gene rpp25l, whose product is annotated as ribonuclease P/MRP 25 subunit-like. Gene Ontology annotation, cellular component: ribonuclease MRP complex. Lineage: Eukaryota; Metazoa; Chordata; Actinopteri; Synbranchiformes; Synbranchidae. Gene Ontology annotation, biological process: tRNA 5'-leader removal. Gene Ontology annotation, molecular function: RNA binding. The record is from RefSeq and is a predicted model, not a curated record.
AUUUCAGCAUUUUAAAAAAUCACAAAAAAUCUGCACAGUGUAAACGGUUCUCGUUAUAAGUGGACACUGCUUCCAGUGCAUAUCAAACACAAAUAGGUGGCAGUCUAAAAAAACAUGGGGCGCAGAUUUUCUGAAAAACGACAUUUUUGUGUGUGGACCAACUGCACUGCACUUCGCGACACUUCAAAUCGGUAUACGGUAACGUAAUAUGUGGUUUGGGAUGACUAACGUGUGUAGAGUUACAAAGAAAAACUCGAUGGAGAACUACAGUAAGGCUCGGACAGUGGAGCAGCCGUCUGUCUGUCCAUUCCCUGACCUCCACUCUGACACGCCAGAGGUCCGUGUCAAAGAUGGCAGCAAGAUCCGCAACCUGCUGCGCUACGCCCUGAGCCGCAUGGAGGCCAAACCUCGAGUAGCUGAGGAGGAGAGACAAGCUGUGCCUGAGGAAGGGGGCACGACUGUGGAGAGACAGCAGGAAGCCCCGGCUCGACCUCUCUGCCAACAGAUAGUAUUCACAGCAACCGGUAAAGCCGUAUCCAGAGCCAUUACCUGUGCAGAGAUUGUGAAGCGGCGCUUGAAGGGGCUCCACCAGCUCACCAGACUGUUGUAUAGCACCGUGGUUGAGGUGUGGGAGCCACUGGAGCCUGCCGCCGGCCUCGACAGCCUGACGGUCAGCAGAAACCUGCCUGCCAUCUGGAUCCUGCUCUCCAGAACUGCAUAGCCGGGUAACCAGACACCGGGCCGCUCGGACCCCUUGUGGUCUCAAUCCACUACCAAGGAGGAAGGAGGGGGAUUGACUGGACAGAGAGCGGGACACAGGAGGAAGAGAGGAGGAGGAGGAGGAGGAGGCAGAGGGCGGGGACACAGCCGUCAGACUGGACGGUCCAGAGAGGGGGCUAAAGGACAGAGCUGAUUUAGGUUCUUUCAGACUGCGCAUACGUGAGAAAAGACGGAAACUCCGAGAAGCAAACGCUCAGCGGGAACUUAAUGGACCAGAGCGGCCAUCACCAGCUAUAAAAAUGGUGGGUUCUGUGGAAACCAACCUAAAGAGAUGAGACUUUCUGCAGAGACAGUCCAUCAACAUUUACUCCGCUCGCUAUUAUCAUUAUUAUUACAACUUGACCUCUUUCAGCUUGCAGAGGCUACUUUGUGUAAUUUGAGCUCGACUUCAUUCUUGUUUUUGGAAACAGCAGCUGGCGAAAACAGUCUCAGCUGAAUGUCCACUGGAGCCUUUAACUGUAUCACACAGUCUUCAUCAGUAAGUAAAGCCUGCGUUUUAGUCAAUACAGCUCUUCCAAGCUCCUAAAUAAACUGUUCAAAAUGGAUGAGAAGUGAAAGGCUUCAAAUCGCAGUUCCGCUGCAACAGGCAGGGACUGGGUGAUACAGUCAGCAGCUCCAGAUCGAGAGAUCAAGUGGACCCUGAGUUGAGGCUGCUUUGUUGCUUUGCUGAAGUUUAACUUUUAGUAUUGGAUCAUUUUGGAAUAAUAGAAUGCAGCUGUACCUGCAACAGGAAGACUCAGCCUCCAGUUUAAAGUUCUUAAACAGCUGCAUCUGCAGGGCUCACUGCAGCGCUGCAAUGUAUUUUGAUGAUUUCACAACUCACUCAGCUUUUUUCUGUUAAAUAUGUUUUACAAGGGGGUUGAGGCAACAUAAAGAAUUGACAAUAUCUGCCAUUAAAACCUCUGUUGUCCUUGGUUUUUCAUCCGUUGAAAUGUGGGUGUGCAGGUUAAAUGCUGCGUCUGUGCCUGACAUCUGAGCUCUGAACAUGGUGAUGUGGGCGACUGUGGUUCAGUGGGUAGAGUAGUGAUCUUCCAACCGGAGGGCUGGAGGUUCGAAUCACGGUGCCUGCAGUCCACAUGUCGAGGUGUCCUUGGGCAAGACACUGAACCCCCAAGUUGC